AUGUACAUCAGGUUGGAUGCGGAUCGUCCAUUUUCCCCUGUCGGGGAUACGGAGGAGGAGGAGAAGAGGAAGAAGCAGGAGGGAGCUCUCUUCCAGACUGCAGCGAUUCAGGAGGAGGAGAUCAUCCUCGGAAAGAAGCUAGGAGAAGGGGAGCAGGGCUGUGUGUACCAGGGGCAGUGGAGGGGGAGGGCGGUGGUUGCCAAGGGGGCGAGCGCGAAGGAGGAGCCGACGCUCUUCCUCACGGAAUUCAUGGAGGGGGGCAACCUGCAAGAGUUCUUCGAGGCCAAGGGACGCGCAUGGCGGCCCUCCCUCCUCCUCGUCCUCCAGUGGGCGCGCGACCUCGCUCGUGCCCUCUGCUGCCUCCACUCGCACACUCCUCCGAUCGUCCACAGGGACCUCAAGCCCUGCAACCUGCUCCUCUCCGCGUCCGGCCACCUGAAGCUCGCCGACUUCGGCCUCAGCCGGGUUCUUGGAGGAGGCAACGAGACUUCAACCUACACCAUGACAGGCGUGACAGGAACCUUGAGGUACAUGGCACCAGAAGUCGUUCGGUGCGAGCCCUACAAUCAGAAGGUGAGCGAAGGGAUCUUGAGACCGGCCAAGGAGGUCGACAUCUACUCGUUUUCUCUCGUCCUCUGGUUCAUGUGCACGGGUGAGAUGCCCCUGCGCUCAUGCAGCCACAACGACUUCGUCAUGGCGGCUCGUAGGAAGCAAAGGGUCCGGCCCCCGCUCUACCGCAUCCUCUAUAAAACCCUGGCCGACCUCAUGGCAAGGUGCUGGGACGACUCCUCCUUAGCUCGUCCCUCGGCUCUUCAAAUCCUGGGAGAGCUGGAGGCGAUGAAUCCUCCCGACCCUCUCCUGCCCGCUGCCUCGCCUCGCCCGUCCCCUUCCUCUCCGGAGUACUACCUCAACUGA
Messenger RNA from Guillardia theta CCMP2712, 915 nucleotides. RefSeq lists its product as hypothetical. NCBI's taxonomy places the organism in Eukaryota, Cryptophyceae, Pyrenomonadales, Geminigeraceae. The record is from RefSeq and is a predicted model, not a curated record. The coding region runs from base 1 to 915 and encodes 304 amino acids. Gene Ontology annotation, molecular function: protein kinase activity; ATP binding. Gene Ontology annotation, biological process: protein phosphorylation. The transcript is spliced from 9 exons.